CAAGGAAAGAAUAGUCACCUCCCGAAAGGGUCGAAGUUGAGUUGUAUGCAUUGAACGUCGAUCAAAAGGAAGACAGCUCAGAGAAAUAGCUUCGACACCGCAGUCAAUUUCCGGCGUACCACGUCCCCAAAUGAAGGGAUGAAGACCCCGAUAAUGCAUUAUCACCAGCUGGAUGAUCCCCAUGAGGUCUUUCAAGCUUGUCUCGAAUAUAAAAGAUCGUCGGCGACAUCACUUGGACGUAGUUCUUUGUUACCCAAGAGUUCCUCUCUAUCUGCUUCGUUCUAUCCUUCUUUGGAAGGACUGACGAAAGAAUGUUCCAAAUACUUUCAUUCGGAAAAACCAUGGGAGAAUUCAAACAUUUCAAUGAAAAAGAAGACGCCCUCCAAUAGUCAGCAGUCCAAGCCUGCUUCUCUGUACCCUUCCCUGGAAGGACUGGCGAAUCAAUUCCCAAAAGCAUUUGAUCCAGAAAUACAGUGGGAAGGUUCGGCAGUGUCAGAGAAAAAGAGGGCGGCCUCCGAUAGCCCGUCUUCACCUGCAACUACCCAAGCUCGCAUGCCCCAAGCUUGCACGCCCGAAGCUUGUAUGCCCCGAGCUUGCAUGCCAAAUGACAAACGAUUUGCAGGAAUUGCUGAUGUGCAUGACAUCAACUACAGAAGGGGAUCAAUUUUAUCAAACAAUUCGGUGAAGGCUUCUUCAAAUACAAACACCACUGCUUCGGAUAGAGAGAGUAAUGUCGAUACUUUUGCGCCAUUUGCGUCAGCCGCUAGAAUGUCACGAGGCGAAGACUUUAAUAGUUACAUUCCACGUGAACACCGCACCGAUAAUGAUGACGACGAGUUGCUUGUUCAGAAAUUGGCUGCGUACAAUUUUGAAAAUAACGUUGACGGAACUCGCCACCCGGGAUCGGAAGCAAGAGCAUCUAUUAUUGCAACAGCUUCUACUGGGCCUGAGGCGGAGGCUACAAUUCUUGAUUGUGGAACAAUCCAUCCAUUUGAGCGUGAGUCCGCUGUACAAGCAGAACUAGUGGACCAAACAGAGAACGCCCGUGGUAUUUAUGGACAAGAUCGGCAUCAUCAGGAGCAGCGGCCAUCAGUCACCAAUACACUUUGCCACGAAGCCACUGUAGAGUCGCAACCUGAAGAUGCCGCUAAUCUUGUUUCUGUUUCUGGGCAAAGUAUCAAUGAAGAAAUUCCAACCGAAGCAACCGUUAUCGAAAGUGGAGAUCCAGAAAAGGCGACACUAGACAAUUGGUCAGAACACACAACUGACGCAGUGGUACUGCAGCAAGAAAGCGAAGUGAAUCCAUUCCAGUCUGCAGACGACUCGGAUGUGAAAAACUCGUAUUCACAAGACCACGAGGAGACGGCUACGGAAUAUCAAGAGCAACAUGGCAACAGAAGUUCAGAUACCAUCGCGAGCGUGAACAACGCUGCGAUUGCUGCAUGCUAUAAUAUUAAUCCUUUAGAGGUAACAAAUCAAUCAGUCCAAGCAGAAUAUAUGGGGAGCUCGGAAUCUACCAACAUCCCGUCCUCAAAUGAAGCAGAUAGAAUCGAAAACGCAGUGGAGAUAAGUGAGACCGAACACGCGACUGAGGCAAUGGUAUUGGAUAGUGGCCCUUCGGACAAAGCGACUAUAGAUGCGUGGAGUCCAACAGAAGAAGCGCAUGUACUACGUGAGAAUUACGAUGAAAUGGACGAAAGCAACGCUAAGGAUGCAGAACAGAGAGUAUCGUCAUGCACCGUAUCGUCCGUCGCAAGCACUGACUUGAGUAGCAAUGGUCAGGCUGAAAUACGCGAUAUUAGCGAACAUUUCCAUCCCUCUGAGUAUGUUUCUGAAACGGUUGCAACCGCAGAGCUUGUUGGAAACAAUCCAAACGAGGCUUGUACCCGGGAAAUCUCGAAUUCAAUGAUGCAUCCGCAAAGUGAUGGCGUACCUACAAGGGAAUCUAGUUCUCGAAUGGUGGAAAAUGUAAGUUAUUAAUACAUUCGAAAUGGAGUGAAUUCUCAGGAUUGUUUUCGCCAAAAGAGUCUAAUUUACAUUUGACCUCGCCAAACGUUAGCCAUCAAGUCGGAUUGCAAGGGAGGCAUAUUGUGGAACGGAAAACCAAACUGGCGAAACGAUAUCAUCAACCAUAAUACGCGAGAAACCAUGCAGUGAAAUCAUAUCAUCUAAUUCGGAAUUGAUGUACGACUCCUCUGAUCAGUCCUGGAAAGUGACCGCCCCUCGACAUGGUCCCAAUAAAAGUCAGAAGUCCAUGACUUUUUCGCUCCCAGCAAAGCAGCAAGUGGUGUCCCUCGCAACGGUUUGUACGCCCCCAAAAAUCGUCCCAAAUUCUAACGACUCUGCUUUCAGGAUGGCUCUCAUGCAAGGCGAUGUUGAUGGGGCAAUUCGACUACAUGAGACCUAUGAAGUCGAUCUGAUGACCCCGUUUGCGGAUAUUGACGGAGAAGUGUUGUAAGUUUUUGUGGUACUCUACUUGAUCGCAUUUUCAGCUUUUACGUACUGUUAUCCUCAUACUUUUGUUCCACUAACUGAUCUAACGUUAGAUAUCCAGUCCAUGUAAGUACCGGUACAAUGAAGCAGAGUCAGCCUUUGCCUGCUUUAUUUUGAAUUUGAUGUUUCUCAUUUUUCAUGUCCUCUAUUUUUUAGUGCGCAGUAGAAGGGGGGAGCUUACCACUACUGAAAUGGCUGGUUGACGAGAAUCAAUGCGAAUUGUGGUCAAUAAGCACCAGCGAUGAUACAAAUAACCUUACUCCGAUUCUCACGUCAGAUUCUAGGAGUUUAUUAAGCAUUGCAUUGGCGAAAAAUUCUAUCGAUAUCAUAAGAUAUCUCGUUGUUGAAAAAGGAAUGCGCUUGAGUGACGAAAAGGAUCUUCCUGUUGACAGAUUGCUCCAGACUCUCGAUUCGGUUCUUGCGAUCUUACCCGCAGAAAGAUGCGACGAACAAUCAUAGCUGGGAUAUAUGAGGUAGGCCAAAGCAGGACUUAUCACCCUUCGUGAACAUCGACAAGGUUAUGGACGCAAAACUUCAGAAGUUGAACUACUGAGUGUCUCGCGUUCCAUUCUUUCUCGAAUGAAGCAUUAUCCUUUUCUUGUGUUUGGGACUGUCAUUUGAAACUAUUUUUCCGUAUCAUUCUGCAAAGUAUAUCACUUGCCCUCUCCAGUUGAUGUAAAAAUUCUUUUCAAUUCCAAUCUACCGCGUAGUGACAUUAUGCAACUAUCGUGUAUGUUGCUCGCAAUGCAGUGAAAGUUCAAAGAAUACUAUACUCGUAGGCAUUUUUACGACUUAUUCUUUCCUUUCUAUUGAGCGUGCAAGAGACAAAACAAAUUUCAGGAUAGUGAUGCCUUCAUUGAAACUUAAACUUCGCUAGCAACAUGGGGGAAUUCUUUCGCAAUUUAUUCAUACUAAUUACUUUCAAUCAAAAAUGGACGUCACGCGAUUAAAUUGCGCAGUGGCUUUACGUAGCCUCAGGAUAUCUGAAUCCGAAACAAAAUUACAAUGUAUAAAAACUCAAUGCGUGACCGAGAAGAAAAUCGUGUCGAGAAGUCUGCCAUUCAAUGAAAUGACUAUGACGAAGAGAAUCCUUGCCGUUGUGAGGUGUCAAUUUCGUAAGGUUGAUGUAUUGGAUCCCUGCAUUCAUCCCUGCUAGUUUAGCUCUUGAAAAUCCUCAUAACACUGCAACUCUGCUUGCAAACUGGGCAUUCGGAUAAAUGAUUUCCACAAUCCGAACAGCAUACCUGAUGGCCACACGGAGCAAGGACACAGUUCAUCGAUUGCUCGCAACAAAUGAUGCAGGCAUCCUCUAUCGUAGAGGCUGAUGCAUCGCAGCAAGUGUUUGCGUAUCCAGAGGUGCGCAAUAAAUUGUUGUCUUUACUCAUGAGAGUUUGCAAUGUCUUGGAAGCCAGGGUCGGGUCGUUGGUGUCCAUCACGCUCAUAUUCUUGCUCACCAAGAACUCGAGAAUGUCAAUUUUGGGUCUUCCAGUCAUGACUAGGUCCAUCAACGUCCGCGACCUGGAUGUUUGGAUUGAUUGUGCCAUUCCUGUCUUCGUUUUGCUCUUCACAGAAAGCGGGCAACCGUGAGCAUCGACAAGCCAUUUCACGAUAUCUAGGUUGCCUCCCAUCACCGCACAGUGGAUUGGAAACCUAAAAAUCGCAGGAAAAAAACAACUGUCAGCGAAAGAAAGAAGUUUACAACAAGGCGGACAGCCGAAUUCAAUGCAAACUCACAUGGCCUCCUGGUGGAUAUCUGCGAAUGUGGAACGCAGGUUGAUGUUCCCUUUCUCAUGAAUUAUUACAGCAUUGUUGAAUUGUCCUUGCAGAAGAGCCAUGCAAAAUGCAUUGGUCAACCAAUCGCAAGAUUUGCAGACUCGUACAGUUUUGGAAGUCGCAUUAAAUAAACCGCCCAAGUAAGUUUUAGGAAUCAUUCUGAUACCCCACUGACGAGAGCAUUUUUCGCAAAUUUGAACACCGCAAUUCUUGCAGUAGUUGGAGGUGCACUUCGACGUAAAUUUUGCCGAGCAACAGAAACAUCGAAUACUACCAACCAUCAUUUUGGGAGGGCUGUAAGCUUUCCCAAAUUUUCUAGCCUCGUUUUCUUUUGAGAAAGAGAAACUCAAACAUCUUCGCUCGUUCUCUUCCGCUGCCCCUCGGAAAGUGACGAUACGAGUUAUCCAGCUUGAAGUCGAUACGCUGUAAUGGACCGAGAAUUCAUGAAGAUCACGCUUCCGUAUGGACUGGUCGGAAAGCAGACUAAUGUCGAAUGACGACACGCGACGACGGUUAGGUCUAUUUCCGAUCCCAAUUGCAGCAUUUGGAAUAGGGUUCUCGUCAAUCCGAGCUAUCGAAUCCGAUGAUUCCACAGAUAAAAGAUCCAAAGUUGC
Molecule: messenger RNA, 4880 nt
Organism: Pseudo-nitzschia multistriata
Lineage: Eukaryota; Bacillariophyta; Bacillariophyceae; Bacillariales; Bacillariaceae
Source: the annotation of a GenBank genome assembly